AUGGAGUCCGAUCAAAGUGCAGGGCAGCAUGCUCUCUCUUUCAUCGUCAUCGUCAUCGUCAUCGUCAUCGGCACCGUCGACCUCUGCGGCAGUGGAAGAGGGUGCAUGCUGCGCGUGAGCCCCAAAGGCACCGCACGGGAGGAAUCCCUCCCUCUCAUCGUC
This is a messenger RNA of Aspergillus aculeatinus CBS 121060, 162 nucleotides long. RefSeq lists its product as uncharacterized. The annotation marks the transcript as partial. Lineage: Eukaryota; Fungi; Ascomycota; Eurotiomycetes; Eurotiales; Aspergillaceae. The record is from RefSeq and is a predicted model, not a curated record. The transcript has a single exon.